AUGUUAACCAUGAAUAAUGCUAAUAAAAGUACUAAAAAAUGUGGUUAUUUAUCAUACAAAAUUAAAGAUUAUAGAAUUGGUCAAACUUUAGGUAUAGGAUCAUUUGGGAAAGUAAAGUUGGCAAUUCAUGAGCCAACUGAAAAAAAAGUUGCAGUUAAAAUAAUGAGCAAAGCAAAAAUGAAAGCAAUUAAUAUGUAUGAGAAAUCUAUUAAAGAAAUAAGUAUUUUAAAAAGUAUAAUACAUCCUCAUAUUAUAAGAUUAUAUGAGGUAAUUGAUACUCCUUCAGAUAUUUAUAUUAUAAUGGAAUAUGUAACAGGAGGAGAACUAUUUGAUUAUAUAAUACAAAAAGGAAGGAUAUCAGAAGAUGAAUCAAGAAGAUUGUUUCAACAAAUUAUUUCAGGAAUGGAAUAUUGUUAUAUUAAUAGAAUAUGUCAUCGUGAUUUAAAACCAGAAAAUAUAUUAUUAGAUGAGAAUAAUAAUAUUAAGAUUGGUGAUUUUGGUUUAUCUAGUUAUAUUUAUGAUGGGGAUUUUUUAAAUACAUCUUGUGGAUCACCAAAUUAUGCUGCACCAGAAGUAGUAUCAGGUAAAGCAUAUACAGGACCAGAAAUAGAUGUAUGGUCUUGUGGAGUAAUAUUAUAUGCAUUAUUAUGUGGAUCAUUACCAUUUGAUGAUGAAAAUGUUGGUAAUUUAUUUAGAAAGAUUAGACAUGGAGCAUUUAAUUUACCUGGUCAUAUUUCUGAUUUAGCAAAAGUUUUAAUUGCUAAAAUGUUAACAGUGGAUCCAUCUUUAAGAAUUACAUAUAAGGAAAUAAGAUAUAAUACAUGGUUUAGAUAUAAUUUACCAUUUUACUUAGAGCCUCAGUAUUAUCAUUUACUAUUAUAUAAAUUAUCACCUAAAAUUCAAGAGAAAUCAAGUAAAAAAAAAGAAUUUAAUUUAAUCAAAAAUCAAGAAAAUAAAUGUUUAGAUAGUAAUCAAAAUACUAAUAAUAAUAAGAUAAUGAUAAGUAAGGUACUUUCAGAUAAUAUUACUCAAGAAGGAGCAUUAUGGGCUCAAAAGCAGAGAAGGCAUAACAAAUUACACUCAAUUUUUUCAAGGCAAUUACAGAAAAAGAUUGGUGUUUUAUCUCAAAUAUUUUCAAAUGCUUCUAUUCGGGACUCUUCAAAAAAAUCAUCAUUUUUAUUUACUUCUAAUUCUUCUUUUUCACGUUAUAAGGCUGUACAAGAUAAUGGAAAGUCUAAUAUGAAUUUUAACAGAUUAGAUAAAUCAAGAUAUCAUCCAGUAUCUACUGCAGUAAGUAAUUCAACUGUUUCAACUUCAGCUUCUACUAUGAUUAAUAUUCAGAAAUCAUCUUUUAAUAUGACCAAUAACACUUAUAAUACUAAUGUAAUAAAAAGAAGUAAUAGUAAUAAUAAUAAUAAUAAUAAUAAUAAUAAUGCUGGAGCAAGACAAAGCAUUUUUAAAAUGUUAUAUUUAAAAAUAAACAAAACUUUAGUGGAUGUGGAAAAAGGUAGAAGUGAAUUAAAUGUUAUAAAGUACGAGAAAGGAUUCCUUGACAAGGAGGAAACCAAAAACAAUAAAAAUUUGUUUAAUGGGAACAGAAAUGUUAGUAUUAAUAAUUGUGAUCAUAAUGGUAAUUACACUAGUAUAGGUACUAAUAAUAGUGAUGAUAACUACGGUAACAUCUUGGUUAAUUUUAGAAUGGAAGAGAAGAAUGAGGUCAAAAAAAAGCAGGAAAAGGGAGAGUAUGAGAAAAAGAAAGAGUUAAAGAAAUUAGAGAAACAUGAAGAACUUGUUAAUACCCAUCUUUCAGAUGAAAUUAAGCAGGUCAGAUUAAAUGGUAGUGAUAAUGAUAAUUAUAAGAGUGGGAGGUCUCUUGGAAAUUAUACAGAAUAUCAAAGUAUACCUACAGAAUCCAAAAUGGUAGAUGAAAAACAACAAACUUCUUACCGUUCUGAAAAGCUUGAGGAAAGUGAGGAGAAUAACCAAAAAGUGAGAAGAGAAAGUAACGAUGGAUUUAAAAAUAUAGAAAAUAUAAAUAGUGAAAGCAAUUGUAGUGGUAUUAACAGUAAAAGUAAUAAUGGGAGUUAUAGUGACAGCAGGAGUGGUAGUAAUAACAAAAGCAGUGGUAAUAUUAUACCAAUUAGCAUUAAAAUUUCAUCAAUUCCAAUUAAUACCUCUUCUUCUUCGUCCUCCUCAUCCUCGUCCUCAUCCUCAUCCUCGUCCUCCUCGUCCUCCUCCUCCUCUUCUUCCUCUUCUGUAUGCCAAAGCUCAGUAAACACAAAUAAUGGAGCAAAUAGAUGGCUCUUAGGAUUUGAAGUUUCUGGAAACUUAGCAAGAAUUAUCAAAAUAGUCCUAUUCACAUUAAAGUCUUCAAAUUAUGAAUGGAAAUUCAUUUCAUCACAUAAGUUAAGAUGCAGACCAAAAGCUUUUCCAUCAAUAACUAAUUCCAAUAAUAGAAACAAUCAUUUAUUUAGUUCAAAAAUUAAUUUUGAUCAACAUGAAAAUAACAAUGAUUUACACAAUAAUUACCCAUCAAAAUUCAACAUAAAUAAUAUAAAUGUAGAAAAUAUUCCUGCUGAUAAUGUUAUCACUGUACAACUAUUUAAAAUUAAUCCAUUCAAAUAUCUCAUUGAUAUACAAAUUUAUGAUGGACCUUUAAUUACAAAUACUUUUCAAGCAUUUAAACUAACAAGCCACAUAUACUAUAAUCUUACAAAUAAUUUUUAUAUUAAUAUUUUCUAG
Molecule: messenger RNA, 2742 nt
Organism: Cryptosporidium ubiquitum
Lineage: Eukaryota; Apicomplexa; Conoidasida; Eucoccidiorida; Cryptosporidiidae
Exons: 1
Coding region: 1-2742 (913 amino acids)
Biological process (GO): protein phosphorylation; intracellular signal transduction
Cellular component (GO): cytoplasm
Molecular function (GO): ATP binding; protein serine/threonine kinase activity
Source: RefSeq, a predicted model, not a curated record